AUGUACGUCAAUACAAUUGUAGUCAGAUUAGCAGAUGCAUUCAAAGAUGGGUCAAAUCCUCUUCGAAUGACCAUAGCGCGAGUACUUUCAGAAUGUAAAUCACAUCUGUCUUUAGUUUUUUCUGGAAGUGAAAUAUUUAAGAGGUUCUUAUCCGUGUCCCACUCCAACGAUCCGGUUGCUCGGGCUAUGACCCUUCAGGCACUUGCAAGUCUUGCCCCAAUAUCACCUGAAAGCAAGCAGGUGCAUCAUCUUAUCGUAGAGUCAAUGGCUGCCGAGAACGCAGGCGAGUUCCAAGCGGCAUGUCAUGCGAUGUCUGCUUUUGCUCAUCUAUCCUCUGAUUUCUCGAGCACAAUAAUCGGACAGCUAUCCGAGUUACUACUAGCUGAGGAAACGACGUAUGACCGCAAAGCUCAGAUCGUAAAAGUUUUUGCCAAAAUGAAAGCAACCGUGACGUCGAUGAAGGUAUAG
This is a messenger RNA of Haemonchus placei, 468 nucleotides long. NCBI's taxonomy places the organism in Eukaryota, Metazoa, Nematoda, Chromadorea, Rhabditida, Trichostrongylidae. The record is from the annotation of a GenBank genome assembly.